Messenger RNA from Lineus longissimus, 1626 nucleotides. RefSeq lists its product as uncharacterized. NCBI's taxonomy places the organism in Eukaryota, Metazoa, Nemertea, Pilidiophora, Heteronemertea, Lineidae. The record is from RefSeq and is a predicted model, not a curated record. Bases 1043 to 1498 code for a protein of 151 amino acids. The transcript is spliced from 9 exons.
CAUUUUGUGACAAUAUUAGGAAAUGCCUACUAAACCUAGCUGUAAUUAUUAUUUCUGUGUUCUUCCCAGGCCCUGGUGAACCCAGACACCCAGUGUCGUUAACCAUUAUCGUUAGAGUGAUGUGGGUAAUAAAUAAUGUAAAAAUAUAUCUUAAUUGGUUUAGUCUUUGGGUUUGAGUUCAGAGUUGCGACGUUUAUACGGUGACAAAUAUAUAAGCCCUUUACCGCUACACAUUUCUUCAUUUCAGAAUAUGUCUUCCAAAUCUCGAGUAAAAUUCACAGAUCACCAGCGAAAGAAAUUAAUUCAGUACUACAAAGAUGGUUUGAAAACUACCAACAAAAAUAAUCAUAGCAAAAUUGAAGAGGUUGCGAAAGAAUUGGGUUUGGUGUACAAGAAUGUGAAGAUGUAUUGUAUACCCAGGCUGCAGUUGGAACCAACACUUUGGGUGAAACUGAAGUGCCUUGAAAAGUGGUUUCGAGAGGCCCUUGAUACUGCAUAUUGCGCUUCCACUGGUAGGGCUCGUUUCCCUUACAGCGAUCACCACAAAGGGAUGGUCACUGUUCAUGGCCUACCCGAUGGACUGCAAAUACCACGCUCUAUGGGGAGCAUGGGGAAGGCAAAGAUAGCAGAACUCCUGGCAGUGAUUACGAAUUUAAAGUUUGUGUUAAACAUUUUACAUGACUAAAGAGACAGAGAGACAACAAACAAGAGCUGAGAUCAACUUGAUGAGCUGUCGUUGUCGUUGGUCUUUCGUCAUGACCUCUAGUAUGCCACAGGUACCGGUGAUGGAUGAUGAAGACACCCUCAGCUUAGAUGAAGAAGAAUCUCUACCAUUGACAAACACCAGUGAAGUUCAACCCAGUGGCAGUGCUACAGGUAUGCAUUUAUAUUGAGGUGUUAUUUGAAAACGUUAGGUUUUGUAGUGCAAUGGUCACCACUCCGCCGUCCCAGUAACGUCAGAGCAUUGCUUACUAUUAUUGUUAGAGAUAUUCCUCAAUCAUUGCGGUGCAAUUAAUUCUUUCUUAACUAUUUUUAUCCAACUAUGCUCAAUCACUUUGCGGGAGGUGGGGUUGGAGUUGCUCCAGUUUUACCCUUGCCUAUACCACGACCAGCAGUAUUUUCAAAGAAAUCUUCCAUUCAAAAUAACGAGGGCAGUGCGUUCAAGAAGUCGGUGAACCCAAGAGUCAGCUGGGAGGAGGAAUUGGGAGUUCGGAUGAAGAACACAAAAUCCAGGGUUGGCAUGAGAAAGAAGAAGUCAGCGAAACUGGAUGCGGAUGAGCAAUUAAGCGAAGAUAUAGCCAAACUUACAGCUUUGAACCAAGGUAUAGUCGAGAAGAUCUACAAGCACCGAAAAAAUAAGGGUGUUCUCGAAUAUCGAGUGAAGUGGGUUGGCUAUGACGGUCCACAAGAUGAUACAUGGGAACCACUCCGCCACCUCACGAGUGAACACUCACAAGCAAUGCUGAGAGAUUAUCGGACUUCUUCAAGUGCCAAAUAAGCCAGUAUACAUGCAGACAUGACGAGUUGUUUAAUUAUGCGACAAUGUUACUGCACAAAAUCGCUUUUCAAAAUCAAUUGUGACAUGUAUACAUGUAAUGUUGUUUUCUGUAAAUAAAGCAAGAUUUA